This is a messenger RNA of Mugil cephalus (flathead mullet), 1939 nucleotides long. Its product is annotated as nuclear factor 7, brain-like. Gene Ontology annotation, molecular function: protein binding; zinc ion binding. Bases 220 to 1371 code for a protein of 383 amino acids. The transcript has a single exon. The record is from RefSeq and is a predicted model, not a curated record. Lineage: Eukaryota; Metazoa; Chordata; Actinopteri; Mugiliformes; Mugilidae.
AGACGAUCAGAUUCAGCUUCAGACCAAACUAACACCUUCCUCUGAGUGAGUCCAGCUACAGGAGAGAAAAGUGGAAACUACAACACUGCUGCUUCAAGCUGCUGACUCUCCACACACUGAAGGUGAGUUUGACCAAAAUCAGGAAGUUAGUAGAAGACGGAGGAGACAUGACUGACUGGACUUUGUGUCUGCUGUGUUCCAGCUUCACUCAGAGACUAAAUGGCUUCCAGAUCAGAGGAGGAUCUCUGCAGUCUGCACUCUGAGAAACUCAGACUCUUCUGUCUGGACCAUCAGCAGCCAGUGUGUGUCGUCUGCAGAGAUUCACAAAAACACUCCAACCACAGAUUCAGUCCCAUCGAUGAAGCUGCACCACAGCACAAGAAGAUCCUUCAGGAAACUCUGGAGCCCUUAAAGGAGAAGUUAAAGGUUUAUGAAGAAGUUAAAGUGAAGUUUGAUGAAACAGAAAAACACAUCAAGGUCCAGGCCCGACACACAGAGAGGCAGAUUAAGGAGCAGUUCAAGAAGCUUCACCAGUUUCUAGCAGAGGAAGAGGAGGCCAGGAUGGCUGCACUGAGGGAGGAAGAGGAGCAGAAGAGUCAGAUGAUGAAGGAGAAGAUGGAGGCUCUGAGCAGAGAGAUAGCAGCUCUUUCAGACACAGUCAGAGCCACAGAGGAGGAGCUGAGAGCUGAAGACGUCUCAUUCCUCAACAACUACAAGGCGGCAGUGGAAAGAGUCCAGCGCUGCCCCCUGCUGGAUGAUCCACAGCUGCCCUCAGGAGCUCUGAUAGACCAGGUCAAACAUCUGGGCAACCUGGCCUUCAACAUCUGGAACAACAUGAAGGACCUGGUCUCCUACACUCCUGUCAUUCUGGAUCCAAACACUGCUCAUCCAACACUGAUCCUGUCUGAAGAUCUGACCAGUGUGAGAGGAGGAGAUGAACAACAGCAUCCCGAUAAUCCAGAGAGGUUUGAUUCUUACUGUUCUGUCCUGGGCUCUGAGGGCUUUAACUCAGGGACUCACAGCUGGGAUGUUGAUGUUGGAGAAAACACAUUCUGGUAUCUGGGUGUGUCAGCAGAGUCUGUCCAAAAGAAGGGAGACAUAGGAUCUGGAUUGUGGGGAAUAAGGUUGUUUGGAGGUAAAUACUCCGCAGAUUCACCUCCAGCUCCUCUCAAUGUUCUCUCAGUAAAGAAGAAGCUCCAGAGGAUCAAAGUGAAUCUGGACUGGAACAGAGGAAAUCUGUCCUUCUCUGAUCUUGAUACUAACACACACAUACACACCAUAAAACACACUUUCACUGAGAGGAUGUUUCCAUUCAUUAACAAUGGGGAUAAACUCCCAGUGAAGAUUUUACCAGUGAAUCAGAUCAGUUAGAGAUUAACAUUGUGAUUAUAAGUGUGUGCAGUGUUGUAACAGCUAAUCAUCUGCAUCUCCUAAUCAUAUAAAUUGUAGUUUUGUCGUCAUGGUGUCGGGUCAAAAUGUCACUGGAACCAAUGAAAACACAUUUAAUAUCUGGUGGUGGAGGUAGAUCAUUGUGUUUAGAGUUUAAAAUCAUUGUAUGUUGAAGUCACAUGUUGAAGUUAGGGAUGAUAAGUUUCUCUACAAAAGGAGCUGUAGCAUCAGUACAUGAGAGGAAACCACCAACAUCUGAGAAAUGAACUGGUUCUGUUCUGAAUGGGAUUAGAUUAGACCCUGAUCAGCUGUUACCAGUAACAUUUAGUUCGAAGGACUCACAGACUGGACACAAGGACUCAUUGACUUUAACUCCUCACUGAUACGAACUAAUGAUUCAUUUUCUUGAUUGAAUAAAUUCACAUGUAUAAUAUAUCUGUUUCAUGUGUGUAAGUGGGUUCUCUUUGUCAACUUGUGUGAAAAUUUGUUGAUGUGUUGAAUAAUUUUUAUGUAGAAAAGUAAAAAAAUAAUAAAAGAUGUAAAAAAAAAA